UUCUACGGGAGGAUAUAAACAUAUUUGAAUCACUUUUAUAUGGUUUUACCAGAAGAAUUCAUAAUUUUUAAGCUUUUACUUGUAUUUUUAACUGGAAUCAGUGUCAUCCAGACGCUUUAAUAAAUUUCAAUCAGCUGAUAGACUGUGUUAGCGAGAAGCUUAUUAUCGGAUAGAUGACAAAGCAUUUAAGAUACACUGACUUUUGUAAACAAUAUGGCAACACCGACAAACUCUAUAAAACUAUUUAUUUUAUGUGUGAUUUUAACAGAUGUAAGCCACAUAUCACAGACGACAAGGUAUUUCUUUAACUCAGAUCAUGCUACUAGCUCCAGAUUUGAAAAUCAAUUCGCUAUUAACCAAAGAAAAUUAGAUUAUUCCUGUACUGGAGCUGAACAACUCAAAUGUAACUGGACUUUUCAGGGAUUUCAAACAAAUGCCCUACAUCAACUAUUCUACCACACCCAGUAUACAAGGAGAAAUCUAGCAAUACCAAUUGACUUUCGUUUUUGUGUAAAAAUAUUGAUAAUUCAGCUUUCUGGAGACAUUGCCCUUAACCCAGGGCCCAUUAAAUUUCCCUGUGGAGGCUGCUACAGGCCUGUAGCUUCAAACCACCGUGCAGUGUACUGCGAGGCAUGCUACUUAUGGUGGCACAUCAAAUGUGCUACUAUCUCAGCAAGUGAAUACGUCAAACUAAGUAACGACGACGAACCAUGGUUGUGCAGAAAUUGUAACACGUUUCAUUUUAGUGACUCAUAUUUCGAACCGAACAUCAGCUUAGACUCUUCAAUUCAAUCGGAUUGUGAAGACAAUGACAUUCCAGCUAUUUUUGAUGAACUUAUAAAUAUUAAAAAAGAAAGUCCAAAUAAAUUCACAUGUGCAUAUAUAAAUAUUAAUAGUUUAAGGAACAAAUUCGACUUUUUAAAAGAAAUUCUUAUUAAAAAUAUUGUUGAUAUUCUAUUUAUUGCAGAAACAAAACUAGAUGGUUCUUUCCCGGAUGCACAAUGGCAGGUUAACGGAUAUCACUUAUGGCGAGCAGACAGAAAUGACAAAGGUGGUGGGAUUGCAGUGUACUUAAGGUCAGAUAUAGCUGGAGAUAGAAAAUCAAAUCUCGAAUUUACAGAUAUAGAAUCUAUAUUCAUAGAGGUAUAAAAAUGUAGCCAUUAUCCCUCAGGUAAGAACCACCAGUUAUGGCAGCAACUCUUUUCGUUCCUAUGCACCUAAACUAUGGAAUUCACUUCCUCAACACCUCAGAAUGGAAGUGAAUUAUGACCAAUUUAAAAGUCUAAUUGGUGCAUGGAAUGGAGAGAGUUGCUCAUGUACUUUCUGUCAAUAAACCUGCAUUAUAGUUUAGCUCCAUCUUCAGUUUUGUUUCUUGCCUGCUUUCUUUUGUUUUGCUGCUUACUUACAUGUAUCUGUUUAUUUCACAUUUGGCUUAAAUUUUGUUAAUAUUCUCAACAUAAAUGAUUAUGUACAUGUAUUAUUUUUCCAGUAUGCUUGAAUUUUUGUUUGCUUAUUGUCAGCUUUUUGCGAAGUUUGCUUAUUGAGGAGGCUGCUGAUCACUUCUUACAAAUUUUGUAUUGGGGAUUUUUAUUUAUAAAACCUAAUUGUGAUCCUUUUCAUUUUCAAUAUCAUAUUUCCUUUCUUUUAUAGCAGUCCAGGCUAGGCCUGGGUCAAGAUCAGCAGUAUCCACCCACUUUUAAUGUAAUCUUAUUUUAUGUAUGUGCUAAUAUAUUCCGCAUUUUAUCUAGAUAUAUAUCUUUUUAUUCACUUAUGAUACAGUAUAGAACUUUUAAGCAUAUCAUUAGCAUAUCAUUACUAUUUAUUAAUUAUUAUUAUUUUAUUUUAAAUUAUAACAUUUAAUGUCUACAUCCCAUAUUAUAGUAAUUUAACUUAUCUUUUACCAUUUGUCUUUCAAAGUUUAAUAUCUUAAUGUGCUUCUUUUAUGAGUUUUAUGUUUAUAUCAUUAUGCAUGUAUGUCGGUCAAAAGCUAUACAUAGCUUAUGUUUUGUAAAAUGUUAUAUAUAUACCGACAAUAAAUAAAUUUUGAUUUGA
Molecule: messenger RNA, 2052 nt
Organism: Ruditapes philippinarum (Manila clam)
Lineage: Eukaryota; Metazoa; Mollusca; Bivalvia; Venerida; Veneridae
Exons: 2
Coding region: 214-1149 (311 amino acids)
Source: RefSeq, a predicted model, not a curated record